UCAGUCUGACGGUGGCCAAGAAUGGCUGUCGUAUAGGGCGCAUCUAAUAAUAAUGAAGCGUGAGGGAGGAGGAGGAGGAUGGGAACCAGAAUGGUGGAGGAGCAGCAAGAUGGCGGAAGAUUCUCAGAAGCAGAAGCGACAACACUGCUAUCUCUGCGAUCUCCCGAAAUUUCCCUGGGCAAUACUACUCGAAUAUUCUGAACCUGUAUGCAGGGGCUGCCUCAACUAUGAAGGAGCCGAUCGCAUCGAAGGAGUCGUCGAAAAUGCUCGUCGACUCAAAAGACAAUACAGGGAGUUCAUCGAAGCAACCCGAUCAGCCCCCGCAGUUAGAGAGAGUACGCCCCGGCAAAUAAAACCCUGCAGACGUCUCACUGCAUUACCCGAAGAAAGCAGCCGUCCAGGGCUUGUAAGGGCUGAGAGUUUACCCCCCUCCUAUGAUGGAAGGUACAAAAAAGAUUCAUUAGAAAGAGUGCAUUCUUUUGAUGCAGGUACAACUGCCAUAAAAUCAGGAUUUCCAACGAAUACUUCAUCGGUCAUCGACUGUGUGGUAUCUCAAGCCUUGGAGCGUGGAAGCCCCUCCAGUUCAAACCCAUCUCAACCACAACGCAGUAGCAAAAAAGAAACCAACCAGUUUUUCCACUGCAGCACCUGCCAGCAACGGCUGGAAGACACACACUUCGUUCAAUGUCCAUCAGUGCCAGCCCACAAGUUUUGUUUUCCUUGCACCAAAAAUAGCAUCAAAGAACAUAAUGCUUCCGAGGAAAUAUUCUGUCCUAGUGGAAAUAAAUGUCCUCUGGUGGGGUCCAACAUUUCGUGGGCAUUCAUGAAAGAAGAGAUAGCAACCAUACUUCGAGAGGACCAGAAACCAAAGAAGGACAAAGACAAUUAAAAUGGGUGCCUUUGUAAAAUAGACAUGUUUGAGAUAGCCACUAAUUUUUGAAAUCCAUGCAUUCGUAAAGUCUACCAUUUAAGUAAAACCCGAUUAACUCAAAUAAUACAACGAUUGAAGAACCUCAAACAGAUCUGUUUUAAAAAGGCACCCAUAGUAUUAUAUGUAAGAUAAGUUAAUGUAACUGCCAGACAGAAGUCAUUUUAAGUGUUCUUAACGUCAAAACAUCAAUUAUAUCAAUGCCUUUCCAAUGCUGUAGAAAUACCCACUUUUGAUGUGGAGGUUAUUUAAAAUCGAGUUCUGGUUGAGAGGGCAGAAAAAUACAUUUUGGGUACAUACUAGUUUAUUAAAUUGAAUGGCUUCAUCUAUUCAUGUGCACAAAAAAGAAAAAGAAAAAAAUUCUUAAAAACGAUUUUUUUAAAAGAAAUUGCUUGACCAGAACUCGGCUUUAAACUGCUUAACCAAGGCUUUUACAAAUUGAUAUUCUUGUAUUACGAAUAGAUUUAAAACUUUCAAGUAACUAAGUAGCUUAAUUUUUCAAGUUAUACUUCAUUUGAUGUUGUCACUCAUGUGGAAAAGGAAAUUUCUCUUUUAAAAAGAUCUCUAUAUUUGUGAUAUGCAGGAUUAUAAAAUAAUUUUGAAUAAUUGACAACAAAAUUAUAUUAAACAACACACAAAUUUAUUCCAAAAAUUGGAAAAUACGAUUCUAGAAUUAAAAAUU
Molecule: messenger RNA, 1610 nt
Organism: Parasteatoda tepidariorum (common house spider)
Lineage: Eukaryota; Metazoa; Arthropoda; Arachnida; Araneae; Theridiidae
Product: interferon regulatory factor 2-binding protein 2-A
Biological process (GO): regulation of transcription by RNA polymerase II
Cellular component (GO): nucleus
Molecular function (GO): transcription corepressor activity
Source: RefSeq, a predicted model, not a curated record